Messenger RNA from Plutella xylostella (diamondback moth), 1467 nucleotides. NCBI's taxonomy places the organism in Eukaryota, Metazoa, Arthropoda, Insecta, Lepidoptera, Plutellidae. The record is from RefSeq and is a predicted model, not a curated record.
AUGAUCCUGCAAGGCGUGGCGGUGAUCUCUGCGCACGCGGCCGCGCGGCCCGCCUUGGCGGCUCCGAGCGACCUGCGCAGCCCCGCGCUCAUGCCGCUCGAUCAUAUGAUCACGCUGCUGGUCGAACUCAUCAUUAAGUCUGCCAAGGAGCAGGAGCAGAUGAUCCUACAGGGCGUGGCGGUGAUCUCUGCGCACGCGGCCGCGCGGCCCGCCUCGGCGGCUCCGUGCGACCUGCGCAGCCCCGCGCUCAUGCCGCUCGAUCACAUGAUCACGCUGCUGGUGGAGCUUAUUAGUUCAACAACAGGGCGCGUGCAAACAGCCAUCACCGCGGCCCUUCUAGAUACAUGCGCGUGCGCAGCCUCCGCCGCCGGCAUGCAGGAGGCGCAGUGCCUGCUGGCCGCGCUGCAGAACCCGCUCGAGGUGGUCCGCGACGCCGCCCUCCGUGGUCUGUUAGAACUUCGCGGCGCGCUGCCUGCGCUGCUAGAAGACCCUGAUCAUGCUCUCGACCUGACCAAGAGACUGAUGGUGGCCACCUUCGACUUUGGGGAUGAUAAUAAACCAUCCGAGAACCGCGUGCUAGCCGAGCAGCUAUGGUCCUCUUUACCCCAGGAGCAGCUCCAUCAAUGGUCUUCCUCCCCCGCACUAGUGCCCGCUCUGGUUGCGCAGGCGCAGCACCCGGCGGAGCACGUGCAGCGCGCCGCCGCCGCCGCGCUGGCUGCGCUGGUGGAGGGGAGGGGGGAGGGGGGCGCCGAGCACGUGCUGCACUGUCUGCUGGCGCUGUACAGGGAUAAGCUACCGCACCCGGCGGAGCCCGUGCAGCGCGCCGCCGCCGCCGCGCUGGCUGCGCUGGUGGCGGGGAGGGGGGAGGGGGGCGCCGAGCAUGUGCUGCAUUGUUUGUUAGCGCUGUAUAGGGAUAAGUUGCCGCUGAUCCCAUCCAAACUCGACCAGUUCGGGCACGUGACAGAAGCCGCAGUGGACGAGUGGGGCGCGCGGCGCGGCGCCGGGCUGGCACUGACCGCGCUGGCGCCACAACUAGACGCCGCCGGGGUCGCCGUGGCCGUCGAGUUCUUCGUCAGUGAGGGGCUGGGAGACAGGAAUGAAGCUGUGAGGGCUGAGAUGCUGAAUGCAGCUAUGGCCAUGGUGGAUCUGCAUGGGAAGUCCAAGUUAGUUAGCGCAGCAGCUAGCUCGCCGCUGGCGCCGCAACUGGACGCCGCCGGGGUCGCCGUGGCCGUCGAGUUCUUCGUCAGUGAGGGGCUGGGAGACAGGAAUGAAGCCGUGAGGGCCGACAUGCUGAACGCGGCUAUGGCCGUGGUGGAUCUGCAUGGGAAGCUGGACGCCGCGGGGGUCGCCGUGGCGGUCGAGUUCUUCGUCAGUGAAGGACUGGGCGACAGGAAUGAAGCCGUGAGAGCUGAUAUGCUGAAUGCGGCUAUGGCCAUGGUGGAUCUGCAUGGGAAGGUCAGUAGAUAG